Acaulospora colombiana is the source of this 3999-nucleotide messenger RNA. Lineage: Eukaryota; Fungi; Glomeromycota; Glomeromycetes; Diversisporales; Acaulosporaceae. The record is from the annotation of a GenBank genome assembly.
AUGAGUGAGGAACAAAUGACCCCACAACAACAUCCCGAAGCUUCUGAAGAAUCCGUCUCUUCCGCCACCAUAAAUGUAGAUGAAAAUGAAGGGGGUUUCAUAGAUCCUACCAUAAAGGCCCAAGUGCAAAUAGAACAAACUAAAAUUUCCUAUUUCCAAUUAUACACUUUUGCAACCAAGAAAGAUUGGGUAAUAAUGAUCAUAGGCCUGGUGUUUGCGGGUGCUGCAGGUGCUGCCAUGCCGCUGAUGACAAUCGUUUUUGGACAAAUGAUCGAUUACUUCACCGAAUUCCAGAAACAUGUGAUCUCACCCGAUCUUUUCACCUCAAAAAUCAAUUACUAUUCCCUGUUCUUCGUCUACCUCGCUAUCGUCACAUUCUUCUCCACCUACUUUUCCAUGGCCGCCUGGGUGUACACUGGUGAAAGGUUGUUAAUUAUUCCAUGCGUCGUCGAUUUCUUUGCGUCAUUACGUCUAACCAACCUUUCCACGCGAUUUGUCUUAAUUAGGAUUACACGGCAAAUUCGUGAGCGAUACCUUCGCGCGAUUCUCCGUCAGAAUAUCGCUUACUUUGAUAAGCUCGGCGCCGGGGAAGUAGCCACUCGCAUCACCUCCGACACACACUUAAUUCAAGAUGGCAUCAGCGAAAAAUUUGCUCUCGCCUUUCAAUACAUCUCCCAAUUCUUUUCCGCCUUUAUAAUCGCCUUCACCAAAAGUUGGAAGAUGACCUUGGUAAUUUGUUGUGUCAUCCCAUUGAUAGGCUUCACCAGCGGAGUAAUGAACAAAUUCACCGCCAUUUUCAUGAAACGCAGUUUAGAUCUAUACUCCAUUGCCGGCACUAUUGCCGAAGAAGCUAUUGCUUCCGUUCGAACCGUGAUAGCAUUCGGUUCUCAGAGAAAGAUAUGCGAUCUCUAUGAGGUUCAUCUGAGAAAAUCCAAUAUCGAAGGAAGGAAGAGGGCCAUUGUGCAGAGCACCGCGUUGGGUACCAUCUUUCUGUUCAUUUAUUGUACCUACUCUUUGGCAUUCUGGUUUGGUUCCAAGUUGAUUAUUGAUGACGAAUUAACUCCCGGUGAAGUCGUCAACGUAUUUUUCGCCGUGCUGUUCGGUGCGUUCUCACUUGGAAACCUGGCCCCCGAUUUGCAAGCUUUUAGCUUCGCCACUGGUGCCGGAUCAAAGAUUUUCGAAACCAUCAAUCGCGUGCCAUCGAUCGAUAUCGCCUCCGAGGAUGGCGUGAAGCCGGAGGAUGUCGCCGGUCACAUUCAAUUAAAGGACAUUUCAUUCAUUUAUCCUGCUAGACCUGAGUUGAAAACCCUGAACGGUGUCUCCCUGGAUAUUGAACCUGGUACGACUGUUGCCCUGGUCGGUCCUUCGGGUUCCGGCAAGAGUACCAUUGUUUCUCUGCUCCUUCGAUUCUAUGAUCCUGUCGCUGGUCAAAUUCUACUUGACGGUCGCGACGUUAAAUCCCUCAACCUCCUAUGGCUCCGAAGACAGUUCAGUCUGGUGGGUCAAGAACCCGUCCUUUUCAACACCACGAUCGCCGAAAAUGUCGCUCACGGAUUGAUCGGUUCCCAAUACGAAAAUUUGUCGCAAGAUAAGAAGCGUGAGAUGAUCGAGCAAGCGUGCGUCAUGGCCAAUGCUCACGAUUUCAUUAUGAAGCUUCCGGAGAAAUACGAAACGAUGGUUGGCGAACGUGGUUUCCUGUUGUCAGGUGGUCAGAAACAACGUAUCGCCAUUGCUCGUGCUGUCAUCAAAGAUCCAAAGGUUCUGUUGCUCGAUGAGGCUACCAGUGCUCUCGACUCUCGGAGCGAGGGCAUCGUGCAAGACGCGUUAGAUAAAGCCUCCAGGAACAGGACAACCAUUGUCAUAGCCCAUAGAUUGUCCACCAUUCGUAACGCAACAAAGAUUGUCGUGAUGAAUCAAGGUGUCAUAGCGGAAAUCGGCACUCACGAUGAACUCAUGAAAAAGAAAGGCGCUUACUCGAAGCUCGUCGAAGCCCAGCGAAUUCAACUUGUCAAGGAGGCCGAGGAAAAUCCCGACGUACUGAAUUCUUCGAUCAUUCCUCCGGAAGAUAAUGAUGUUCUGUUGCCGUCUAGAGUUCAAGAGGAGGUGGUGGUACCCGAGGAAGACCAUUUGCUCGGUCGUGUCGUCACUAACAAGUCCGUCUCAUCGGCGAUCAUAGCCCGACGAUUGGCUGACAUCGAGGCGGGAACUAAACAUGAUUACGAAUAUACCACCCUUGAAUUAUUACGAAAAGUUUUAAAAAUCAAUCGACCAGAAAUUCCGGCAAUGUGUGCUGGCUUGAUUGCCGCAAUUAUUUGCGGUUGCGUGUAUCCAGUGUUUGCCGUCAUCUUUGCGCACAUCUUGCAAUCUUUCGCGGAACCCCCGGCUCAGUUGAAACAUGACGCUGCGUUCUGGUCCCUCAUGUUUAUUGUAAUUGCCGUGACCACUUUCGCCGGCAAUUUUGUGCAAGGCCUCUCCUUUGGAUUCUCCGGCGAGAAUCUCACGGAGCGAAUCCGAUCGAAAUCGUUUGCUUCCAUCUUACGACAGGAUGUUGCCUUCUUUGACGAAGAAAAGAAUAAUGUUGGCGCGUUGACAAGCUCCCUAUCGUUGGACGCCACUCAUGUGAACGGUUUGGCCGGGGCCACACUGGGUACCCUCUUGCAAGUGUUCACCACGGUUGUCGCCGGUCUGAUCGUCGGUCUUGUUGUCGGAUGGAAACUCACGUUGGUUUGCAUCGCCUGUAUUCCAGUGCUAAUCGGCUCCGGCGCCCUUCGUAUGAAGAUGUUGAACGGAUUCCAGCAGAAGACCAAGAAAGCUUACGAAGAAUCUGCUCAAGUUGCCUGCGAGGGAGCCGGUAAUAUUAGAACCGUGGCUGCACUCACGCGCGAAGAGGAUUUAUGGAAUAACUAUCACCACAAGCUCGAUGAACCAAUGAGACAAGGAUUCAACAACGCAUUCUUUGCCUCGAUCGCGUUCGCUUUCGCACAGUGCGCGAUCUUUUUAACAAACGCCUUGGCGUUCUGGUACGGCAGCCAUCUGUUCAUGAAUGGCGAAUACGACCUCCUUAAAAUGUUUAUCGUCUUCAUGGCAGUGAUCUUUGGUUCAAUGUCUGCCGGUCGUGUUUUCGCCUUCGCUCCCGACAUGGUUAAAGCCAGAUCUGCCGCCGCCUCCAUCAUCUCCCUGAUCGAACGAACACCAACAAUUGACGCAUGGUCACAAUCUGGAAAGCGCGUCGAAAAAGUGGAAGGACACAUUGAAUUUCACGAUGUUCAUUUUCGCUAUCCCACCCGCCCUCACGUGCCAGUCCUUCGGGGUCUGAGCCUUGAGAUCAAGCCCGGUCAAUUCGCCGCAUUGGUUGGCCCAUCGGGAUGCGGCAAGAGCACCACGAUCGGACUCACCGAAAGAUUCUACAAUGUCACCAGCGGGAAGGUUACCGUCGAUGGCGUAGACAUCUCGACCAUGAACGUCAACAAUCUCCGCGAACACAUCGCUCUAGUUAGUCAAGAACCUUCGUUGUACGACAUGACCAUCCGUGAAAAUAUUCUAUUCGGUUGCCGACCUGGACAAAACUCUACGCAAGAGGACAUUGAACGUGCAUGUCGUGAAGCCAACAUUCACGAUUUUAUAGUGGGACUCCCGAAAGGCUACGAUACUCCCGUUGGCGGGAAGGGGACUCAACUUUCAGGCGGUCAGAAACAAAGAAUCGCCAUCGCCCGCGCGUUAAUAAGAAAUCCCAAGAUCCUACUGUUGGACGAGGCCACCUCCGCGUUAGACUCGGAGUCGGAAAAGGUUGUCCAGGAGGCGCUGGACAAAGCCGCAAUGGGUCGAUCGACGCUUGCCAUUGCACAUCGACUAUCAUCAAUUCAGAACGCCGACAUAAUUUUCGUCAUAAAAGAUGGCGUGGUGGCGGAGAAGGGGACGCAUCACGAGUUAAUAGCACAGAAGGGGAUAUAUUACACCAUGGUGCACGAGCAAGACUUGGGAACUGACUCAAAAAAAUAA